Erinaceus europaeus (western European hedgehog) is the source of this 885-nucleotide messenger RNA. RefSeq names its product hemoglobin subunit zeta-like. The transcript is spliced from 3 exons. NCBI's taxonomy places the organism in Eukaryota, Metazoa, Chordata, Mammalia, Eulipotyphla, Erinaceidae. Gene Ontology annotation, cellular component: haptoglobin-hemoglobin complex; blood microparticle; hemoglobin complex. Gene Ontology annotation, molecular function: oxygen carrier activity; heme binding; peroxidase activity. Gene Ontology annotation, biological process: hydrogen peroxide catabolic process; oxygen transport. The coding region runs from base 358 to 786 and encodes 142 amino acids. The record is from RefSeq and is a predicted model, not a curated record.
CUGCAAGCACCUUUCCCUCUGGGUGCCAGGCCUGUCUCUCUGCCCUCAUCCCCACACCCCAAAGUGUGAGAGAGAUAGACCAGGCAGAUGAGCCUGCUAAGUCCCAGGACUCGGGGGGCCUAUCUCUCCUGGAUGCUGGUCAGCUGUGGCCAACACCCUGGCUUGGACAGGAAGGCCACCGUGAUAGCCUCUCAGCCCACGGCCCUGACCGCCAGCCACUGGCCCUGAUAAGAGACCCCACCCCAAUGCCCUCCUCCCUGACCCCAGCCCCCACCACCACUUCACUCCCUGGAUAUAAGCAGCCUGCUGCUGACCAACACCAGCCUGUCCUGUGCACUCAGCCAGCCAGCCACCACCAUGUCUCUGACCAAGAGUGAGAGAGCCAUCAUCCUGGCCAUGUGGGCCAAGAUGGCCACCAAGAUGGAGGAGAUCGGCACAGAGACGCUGCACAGGCUCUUCUGCAGCUUCCCGCAGACCAAGACCUACUUCCCGCACUUCGACCUGCACGCGGGCUCAGCGCAGCUGCGCGCUCAUGGCGCCAAGGUGGUGGCGGCUUUGGGCGACGCGGCCAAGAACAUUGACAACGUGUCGGGCGCCCUGGCCCGGCUCAGCGAGAUGCACGCCUACAUCCUGCGCGUGGACCCGGUCAACUUCAAGCUGCUGUCCCACUGCCUGCUGGUCACCCUGGCCACGCACUUCCCCGCCGACUUCACUGCCGAGGCGCACGAAGCCUGGGACAAGUUCAUGUCGCUGGUGUCCUCCGUGCUGACCGAGAAGUACCGCUGAGCCCACCACGGACACUCACCGGCGACCCCGUUCCGCUGCCCCAUUCAUAUCCCCCACCCCACCCCCGCAAUGUGCCAAUAAAGGAAAGAGCCGAGCCUG